AGGAAACACGAGCAAACAGCAGCAUCGUCUCCGCACCUGAGGACUCGGACUCCGGGAAUUCCUGCGCGGACUUCACCUGCCGGACAGCAUGACGUCACUGCUCUCCUCCGCCUGUGUGCUCCUCGCCGUGAUUCUGAUGCUGCGUCCUGCCGCGCCAGCCUCCACCAGAAGGUGUCACUCCAUCUACAAGGGCUUCGCUCAGUGCCUGAUGGCUCUGGGAGACAGCCUGACCGACAGCGCCCGCAAGGACGAGGACAUGCACGAGAUCCACUCCAUCUGCAGGUCGUGGGACCAGUUCCAUGACUGCGCCAACCUGGCCAUGGCCGGCUGCCCGGAGGAGGCGGCCGCCGUGUGGGAGUCGCUUCGCCAGGAGUCCAAGAAGAUGCAGUUCUCGGGGAACCUCUACGACAUGUGCUCCAGGCGCGACAGCUACACGGUGGCGCCGGCGCCCCCGCAGGGCAACGUCAACCAGGAGUCUCUACGAGGGCGAGGCGUGCGCCCGUGGCCCCGUCUGCUGCCGCUGCUGCUGCUGCUGCUGCCGCCGUUUUUGAUCUGACGCUGCGCUUCUCUCGGGCGAUCGUCUGGCUGGACGACGUCGCUGCCUUUGACCGUUGGAAUCUCGCUCGUAUGGAACAACUUUACCUGUGGGAUUCUGGUCACCUGUACAGACGAAGGAUCACAACAACCGCACAAUCACCUGACGGAGGGAAACAAACACACACUGUUGCUCCCAACACAAACAUGUUUGUUUGUUUGUUUCGUCUUAAGGCUGAGAGAGUUCCUCUUCAGAUCUUAUUGUUUUUCAUGUGUACAGAGAUGCUAAGCUAAUCUCUUCUCAGAUAGCUUCAAAAAAUAACCGACACAGUAUGUUUCAUCCUUGUAAAAAAUCAUGUGACCGUGAGCUGUUGGAUUCGUGUUCAUCCAUGGCGAUGUGCACGUCAGAUGCAGAUACAGCUGUACCAUGCUAGCUGCUAGCUAACGGCUCAAUGCUAACACCCGUCCUGUGUGAAGUAUGAAGUUGUGACUCCGAACUCCUGCAGAUGAAGGAGUGAGGCUGCGUGUUGCUGUGGACAGGAGGAGCUAAGAGCUGUGAGCUAACAGCUGGCAUGGGGAGUGAGAGGAAAUUGCGAGACAAACUUCAUCGUGAGAAGUAAGAGGAAAACAGCUACUUUGAUCUGGCACAGGACGACAGCAGAAAUAUGGAGCUAUAUUGUGUGGAGAGGCCAGACACGACGUGGAAGUUCACCCUGGCAAAAAAGCCGUCGCAACAAUGGAGAAGGAAGAGCUGCCGUUCUGCAGACGUUGACCAGGAAAAGAAACUUCUGUAUAUAAUCGCGAUGAAUCGCACUG
This is a messenger RNA of Synchiropus splendidus (mandarinfish), 1350 nucleotides long. It is a transcript of the gene nrn1la, whose product is annotated as neuritin 1-like a. The transcript is spliced from 3 exons. The coding region runs from base 89 to 556 and encodes 155 amino acids. Gene Ontology annotation, biological process: nervous system development; neuron projection extension. The record is from RefSeq and is a predicted model, not a curated record. Gene Ontology annotation, cellular component: plasma membrane. NCBI's taxonomy places the organism in Eukaryota, Metazoa, Chordata, Actinopteri, Syngnathiformes, Callionymidae.